GACACGAGAGACACAUGUAAGGGGCAAUGAGAAGCUGAAGAAGAGAGCAAAUAAAUCAAGAAAGUGAAGAGUUGAAAGCAUCAUGGUUGCGAUCUCAGAGUUUCAGAAGAUUGGUGUGGGUUUGUCAGGCUUCGGCAUUUUCUUCCUUGUGUUUGGAGUGUUGCUGUACUUUGACUCUGUCUUGUUGGCAUUUGGUAAUAUCUUGUUCCUGACUGGUCUGGCCUUCAUCAUUGGCCUGAGGAGAACGGCUCACUUCUUUUUCCAGAGGCAAAAGCUUAGAGCCUCCUCCUUUUUCCUGGGUGGUGUGGCUUUAGUGGUGCUCCGAUGGCCACGCAUAGGCAUGCUCGUGGAGAGUUAUGGCUUUGUGCUUCUGUUUAAGUCGUUCUUCCCAAUGGCUUUUGGAUUUCUUGGAACGGUUUUGAAUAUGCCAUUCCUCACUACACUAUUUAAUUACUCAGGAAGCAGCUCCUCUAUGGUGUAAGAGUUCUCACAAAGAUGACGGCACAGUGAAGCAUGUGAAUACCAAGAUACAAGUGUAGAUCAAGUACUGUGGUGUGUGGUGGAUUUUGGGGAACAAAAGACUAUAAAACAUAUCCAUGAAGCACACCUUGAACUCACUGAUCAGCCAAGUGUGAACUGCAUGUUGCUGUUUUUUUUGUCUGUAUGGAAUGUAUACUAUUUUAAGAAUAUUUUAAUUUGUGUAUUAUUUUGAAUAAACCCAGUGUUACUUU
Messenger RNA from Ictalurus punctatus (channel catfish), 731 nucleotides. RefSeq names its product golgi transport 1A (gene golt1a). Gene Ontology annotation, biological process: retrograde transport, endosome to Golgi; endoplasmic reticulum to Golgi vesicle-mediated transport. Lineage: Eukaryota; Metazoa; Chordata; Actinopteri; Siluriformes; Ictaluridae. The record is from RefSeq and is marked provisional. Gene Ontology annotation, cellular component: membrane; endoplasmic reticulum.